Messenger RNA from Ananas comosus (pineapple), 1477 nucleotides. RefSeq lists its product as uncharacterized. The coding region runs from base 79 to 1062 and encodes 327 amino acids. The record is from RefSeq and is a predicted model, not a curated record. The transcript has 6 exons. NCBI's taxonomy places the organism in Eukaryota, Viridiplantae, Streptophyta, Magnoliopsida, Poales, Bromeliaceae.
GAGAGAGAGAGAGGGGAAGGGGAUCGCUUCUUUGGAUCUUGGGACGGUGGUGUGGAGGAGGAAGGUGGGGGGGCGAUAAUGGCGGGGAUAGCCCUCUUGUUGGAUCUCCUCAGGAGAAACCCUAGCCUCUCCUCCCACCAAUCCCUCCACUCCCACGGCCUCUUCUCCGCCGCCGCCGCCGCCUCCGCCGCCGCCGCCGCAGCAGCGGCGGCGAGGCCCUUCGCCUCCCGCGCCAUCUUCGGCGAUGGAGGGUUCUCAUAUGCUUAUUGCGAUGCUGGUGCAAUCCCAACAUGGAAGGAGGAAAACCAUGAUCUUGACAUUACUGUUGAGAAUAUAAUUCAAAAUGGCUCUGUCACGUAUAGAACGAAAGAUUACCCUUUAGAGCUAAAACCUCUCUUUUCGGCCUUUGGAGUUAAGGCUCUCGCCAUGACAUCUCUGAGGUCCUUCUUAUUGUUCUAUUUGCCCCUUCUGGAACCCCGCUUUCCUGUCGAAGAGGAUGAUGAUUUUGCAGAAGAGGUUUCAGAAGAGAAGAAAAGAGAUUUCGUUAUUCCAUUCCAGAAUUCAGUGAAACAAAUUAUUCGUGAGACUACUGUUGUAACGACCAGACGUGUACUGGAAAGAGUUGCUGUUCAUCAUGUUUCUCAAAGAAUGGCAUGGAAACUUCUUAAAGAUGCUUCUAGAUCAGCGAAGAGAAAAGCUGGAAGAGGAAUGCCAACUCCAUUAUAUGUCUACUGUGUCAGCAGAACAACGUUUCGAGCACAUAUGUUAGGGGUAGCUGCAUCAUGGCUUGUCCAGAUCGUAAUUGAAGCUUACCGAUGCUUCAUCCGCAAGCCCAAUAAUGAUGAAGAUUUUGACAGUAGAGAAAAAAUAAGAUUGUAUUUGAAAAAGGUGUAUGGCACAACUAUCAAGUGUGGUGCCUCUUUAGUCUUUGCAUCCAUUGGAGCGGGUAUUGGCGCCUUAAUUCAUCCUUCAACUGGACAGUGGAUUGGCUGUGCUCUUGGAGAUUUUGCAGGGCCGAUCAUUGCUAUCGUCUGUUUCGAGAAGCUCCAUUUGGAACUUUGAGUUUCACUACGAGAAUUCCGCGGGGCUAUCUACAGCAUUUUGCUCUUCCGAACCCUCAAUACAUACACACAUUUAGCUGAUGUUUUUCCUUGAACAUGACUCCGGACUACAAUGCCUAUUUCGCAAAAACUGACCGGUGCCCUAGAUAAUAAAGUUUCGCGACCUCAUUUAAGAGCAACAACCUGAACAGCAAUGCUCCCUUAUCUAGAAUUGUUUCCCGUGAACGUACCCCAGGUUUGAUCAUUUGUUUCAGUCCUUUUUUUUCCUUUUUCGACAAUUUUUCGUGUUGUAUUUUUUUCUCCCCCUUUUUUGGUUUAAAAUUAUCUCUGUCGCACUUUUGGAUUGUGAUAAGCAUUAAACUAUUCCACUCUUUUGUUAUCAUUUGAAAAUGAAAUGCAUUGGGACUCUCAAAAUA